Molecule: messenger RNA, 888 nt
Organism: Phycomyces blakesleeanus NRRL 1555(-)
Lineage: Eukaryota; Fungi; Mucoromycota; Mucoromycetes; Mucorales; Phycomycetaceae
Exons: 2
Coding region: 324-659 (111 amino acids)
Source: RefSeq, a predicted model, not a curated record
AAUCGUCGCUGUUCCCACUUUGAAUCAGACAUGGAAGAUGCACGCAAGAUGGCUACACUCAGCCAAGAAGAAAUUAGAGCCAGGAUAGAUCAAGUUUCUGUGCUCGAGACAGACUUGGCAAAGGCACGCGAACUUUGUCCAGUCUAGCCACGGUGCGAGAUAUCGAACACCAAGUGGAAUCGAAGGAUCGUACAAUUGAGGCACUUGGGCUUUGUAUCCGCGAACAAGCAGAGACAUUAGAAUAUAUUUCCAAAACUCGACUUGAAACCAAUACACCUGACCCCACCCCUUCGCUUGACCUUUCCGAAAAGCACUUUGAAGCCAUGACCUACGAUCAGUUUUCGCAGUUAUGUGACCGAAUCCAAGCCGAUCCUGAUUCGCUUGAAGGAAAAUUGGCACUCCAGUGGUUACAAGCUACAAGUCACAACAUAAAUGAUGUACAGACAGAUGAUGAAGAAAAUGAUACCCGUUCUAUGCACCCUUCCUUGUCUGUUCGCUCCCACCCUCCGCCGUACUCACACGCAAAUGAUCUUCAUGAAUUCCCCGCCACAAACACGCCUGAUGAGGAGUGUGUACCAUAUUCCCAAUCUAUUGACACAAGUCCCAACCACUACAUUAUUCUCUUAAUGGCUAUAGUAAUCCUCUAUUCCUUCUUAUAAAAAAAAGACUUGUUUUAUAUAUCUAUAUACAUAUAUAACAUAUUUCUCGGCAUUUAACCAUUUGAUUAUAUCUUUCCUUUCAUUUCAUUUUCUCUUCUUUAUAUAUUCAUGCAUCAAGCAAUACGACACAUGUACACAAGCUAUUAGCUAAAUACCUAAAUACUUAAAUACUUAAAUCAAUAAAUCAAUAAAUAAAUGUUCAUAUUUCAUGUUUGUAUUUUAUUAUAUG